CUCUUAGGACUUUUCAAUCUCCUUUUCUAACAUCUUCUCUUGUCGCCAUGUCGGAAACCGCUCCAGCUGAGACGGCCACCCCGGCUCCAGUAGAGAAAUCCCCCGCCAAAAAGAAAAGUAAGAAGUCUGCCGGCGCAGGCGCAGCUAAGCGCAAGGCGACCGGGCCCCCAGUCUCCGAGCUGAUCACUAAGGCUGUGGCCGCUUCCAAAGAGCGAAAUGGCCUCUCUUUGGCCGCUCUGAAGAAAGCGCUAGCGGCUGGUGGCUACGACGUGGAGAAGAACAACAGCCGCAUUAAACUUGGCCUCAAGAGCCUGGUGAGCAAGGGCACCCUGGUGCAGACCAAGGGCACCGGCGCCUCGGGCUCCUUCAAGCUCAACAAGAAGGCGGCCUCCGGGGAAGCCAAGCCCAAAGCCAAGAAGGUGGGCACAGCAAAAGCGAAGAGGCCCGCUGGGGCCACUCCUAAGAAGCCCAAGAAGGCUGCAGGAGCGAAGAAGGCAGUGAAGAAGACGCCGAAGAAAGCCAAGAAGCCCGCGGCGGCUGGCGUUAAGAAAGUGGCCAAGAGCCCUAAGAAGGCAAAAUCCGCGGCGAAACCCAAGAAGUCGGCAAAGAGUCCCGCCAAGCCCAAGGCAGUGAAGCCGAAAGCGGCCAAACCCAAAGCCGCCAAGCCCAAGGCAGCAAAGCCCAAAGCUGCGAAGGCGAAGAAGGCGGCUCCCAAAAAGAAGUAGGAAGUUGGCGUGUUCAAUAGCAACAAAGCCCCAAAGGCUCUUUUCAGAGC
Galeopterus variegatus (Sunda flying lemur) is the source of this 775-nucleotide messenger RNA. It is a transcript of the gene H1-5, whose product is annotated as histone H1.5. Gene Ontology annotation, molecular function: DNA binding; structural constituent of chromatin. NCBI's taxonomy places the organism in Eukaryota, Metazoa, Chordata, Mammalia, Dermoptera, Cynocephalidae. The record is from RefSeq and is a predicted model, not a curated record. Gene Ontology annotation, biological process: nucleosome assembly. The coding region runs from base 48 to 725 and encodes 225 amino acids. The transcript has a single exon. Gene Ontology annotation, cellular component: nucleosome.